This is a messenger RNA of Pecten maximus, 1870 nucleotides long. RefSeq names its product DBH-like monooxygenase protein 1. Gene Ontology annotation, cellular component: secretory granule membrane. Lineage: Eukaryota; Metazoa; Mollusca; Bivalvia; Pectinida; Pectinidae. Gene Ontology annotation, molecular function: copper ion binding; dopamine beta-monooxygenase activity. The transcript is spliced from 11 exons. The record is from RefSeq and is a predicted model, not a curated record. Gene Ontology annotation, biological process: octopamine biosynthetic process; dopamine catabolic process; norepinephrine biosynthetic process. Bases 35 to 1864 code for a protein of 609 amino acids.
GAUUGUAUGUGGACACAUCCCACUGAUUAAAAAGAUGGCGUGUCAAAGCGUUGCGCUUAUAAUAUUGAAUUUAUCGUUGGUUAAUUUUUCACACUCUAUUGAUGUACCAGUUCCUUACUGGAACAAUAUUUUGCAUCGUUUUAGAGUUCAGAAUAGCUUAGUAACUCCCAAAAAUGUCGUGACGCCUUCGCCGGAAAAUGAAUUGACCUCUCCUCGGAAUAAGGUUACGGAUGGUCCCACCCAGACAUACGAACACAGGAAGCAGCUGGACCAGGAUGGUGAUUACAUUCUGUUCUGGCGCACAAAUGACACUCACAUUACUUUUGAGACCCACGUCAAAACUCAUGGAUAUGUCGGGUUUGGAAUAUCCCGGACCGGUGGAAUGUUUCCAGCAGAUGUAGUUUUUGGAUGGGUUGCGGACGGGAAAGCGUUCCUAAAGGACUGUCACACUAUAGGGUACGUUGCGCCUAUUGUGGACACAUCCCAGGACUGGUUGCUAGAGUAUGGCGCUGAGACGGACGAGAAUACUAUACUGAAGUUUACCAGGAAGAUCGACACUUGCGAUUCUGAUGAUAUCAAAAUAACGGACGACACCGCCAAACUAAUAUUUUCUUACCAUCCGGAUGACCCCGCAUCAAUGACGUCACUUCCUUGGCACGGAACAUCUCGUCGCGGCACGAAGAGUCUCAUGCUUCUUUCUACAACUCUAUCACAGGAAGCGUCUGGCAUGCCAGAUAACGUCAUAACACACGACUUCCUCAAUCAACAUUACCUUAUUCCUCCUGUGCCCACCACAUACAGAUGUACAACCUUCGACUUUCCUGAUCUAGGGAAGAAGCAUCAUGUCGUAAAGGUCGAGGCUAACAUCCAGGAAGGUCACAGACCCUAUGUCCAUCACAUGUUACUGUACCACUGCGCCAAUAUAUCCCUUUCCUUGGCUAAUCACACGUACAUGUGUUACGACAAUGCGCCUGCUGAGUUCGUCAACUGUAGAGCAGUAUUUGCUGCCUGGGAGAUCGGAGGAGGGGCUUUUUAUUAUCCUCCUGACGUUGGCAUGUCACUUGGAACAGACAAAGAUCCAAGAUUCUUUAUUUUGGAAACACAUUAUAAUAACCAGGCCAACAUCUCGGGAAUCGUGGACUCGUCCGGUAUCAGGAUUAGUUACACUCCCGAGGUCCGGAAAUACGACGCUGGCAUGCUCAUCACGGGUUUCUUUGUCGAUCCUGCUCAGAUCAUUCCACCUUACGAGAAGAGUUUUAUUUCGAAAGGCUACUGUUCCGAACAGGAUCUUGCAAGGGGUGUUCCAGAGGAAGGUGUGAACGUAUUUGCAGUAUUACAGCACUCCCAUCUGCUAGCAAAACAGUUCCGUACUCGGGUUUUUAGAAAUGGCUCCGAGAUCGAACCAUUCGCUGAUGACAAUUACUACGAUUUCAACUUCCAAGAAUUUCAUUACCUCAAACAUGAACGUAAACUCAAAAAGGGUGACAGUAUAGAGGUGGACUGUGACUUUGACUCCUCGUCACGGACAUCUCUUACUCUGGGUGGCCUUUCUACGUACGAGGAGAUGUGUCUCUCCUUCCUGUUGUAUUACCCUCGGAUGGAUGUUGAGGCGUGUUGGAGUGUGCCGCUGUAUCAGACUGUCCACAACGACACACAUCUUGCUCAGGAGCAAAUGUAUAAAUGGGACUGGUCCAAGCCCGAAGUCCGCCGGAAGUUUGAUGUCGUCAUGAAUGAAACACUAUACCGACAUUCCUCCUUUGGAAACUUCCUUGACGGCGCGUGGCAGUUUCACGACUUUUACCCACCUCAUAGGGAAAGCCUGUAUGCCAGUCCAAAUUUAGACACAUGCUUUCCCACCCCAUAGAGAGGA